Messenger RNA from Epithele typhae, 1590 nucleotides. Its product is annotated as glycoside hydrolase. Gene Ontology annotation, molecular function: beta-glucosidase activity. NCBI's taxonomy places the organism in Eukaryota, Fungi, Basidiomycota, Agaricomycetes, Polyporales, Epitheliaceae. The coding region runs from base 1 to 1590 and encodes 529 amino acids. The record is from RefSeq and is a predicted model, not a curated record. Gene Ontology annotation, cellular component: cell surface; extracellular region. The transcript is spliced from 6 exons. Gene Ontology annotation, biological process: glucan catabolic process.
AUGAAAGCUACGGUCAUCGCGAGUGUCGUCCUCGCAUCUCUCGCUCGCCACGCUGCCGCUGCCGCUGCGAUCCCCGACCAGAUCUACGGUGUCAACAUCGGCUCAUGGCUCGUUCUUGAGGCAUGGAUGCUUCCCAACGAGUGGACUGCCAUGGGUGGCAACACCUCUUGCUCAUGCUCUGACGCCGGGUGUAUUGGCGAUGAGUUCAAUUUUGCCAAGGCAUACCCUGACACUGUUGACGCCAUCAUGAACACGCACUGGGACACUUGGUUCAACCAGAGCCACGUCGAUACCCUCGUCAAGUACGGACUCAACGCUGUCCGCGUUCCUCUCGGCUACUGGAUCGUUGAGCGCCUCGUCGACCGGACGACCGAGUACUACCCCAAGGGUGGUAUUCUGCAGCUCCAGCGCGGCCUCAAGCAGCUCAAGGACGCUGGUAUCGUUGCCAUCCUUGACCACCACGCGCUUCCCGGCGUCCAGACUGCGAACCAGCAGUUCACUGGUCGUUGCACGUCCGACGUCCAGUUCUACACCGACUACAACUACCAGCGCGCGCUCACUUGGACUGCGGUUAUGACUGCUAUCUCCCACCUCGACCCCGCUUUCGGUUCUGUUGCAGGCAUCGAGGCUAUGAACGAGCCUAUCAUGGAUUCCAGCAAGACCCCCGGCUACGGCACUUUCCAGCAGAACUACGUGCAGACCAUUCGCGCCAUGGAGGCAAUGAUGGGCAUUGGUCCCUCUUUCCUCGACAUCUCCGUCGACGUCUCCCAGUCUUCUCCCAACGUCACGGCCGCACUCUCCGCUGGCGUAUCCAAGUCCACCCAGCUCAGCGACAUGACCCGCAAGGCCCUCCUCGACUCGAUCCCGAUCCUCGUCGAGCUCAGCACCCAGCUCGAAUUCUCUCUCCUUGGCUCUGCUCUCUCCGCUCAUGGGAAGGAACCGCUUGUCGCGAGCUUCAUGGACGCCACCUGGCAGUGGGGCAACCGUUCAAACCCGGCGGACGCCGCGAGCGGGCCGAUGGGCUACGACAACCACCUUUACUACGCGUGGGGCGGUGUCGCGGACCCGAACGAGGAGGCCUACAUGACGAGCAGCUGCAACCUGCCCCGCGUCGCGGACGACCUCGCCCUGAACAACACCCCGCUCUGGUUCGGCGAGUGGGGCCUCCCCACCCAGUUCAGCGCCACGGACGCGUUCUUGACCAAGUGGGCGGACGCGCAGAAGUUCGCGUACUCGAAGGGCCGGGGCUGGUUCUUCUGGAACUUCCGCACCGAGAAGAACGGGGACCUUGGUCGUCAGUGGUCGUACUUCGAGGGCGUUGAGCGCGGUUUCUUCACCGAGGACCCGAAGGCUUACAACGACCCCAACGUCUGCGUGCCGUACAUCGCUGGCCCUUCUUCCAGCAGUGCGGCCGCGUCUGCGACCUCGGCGUCCGCGAGCUCCUCGGCGUCCGCGACGUCCUCCUCGGUCGAGUCCUCGACCUCCACGGGUGAGGCGUCCUCCGUCGCUUCCACGGUCGCUUCCACGACCGCGGCUUCCUCUGCUGCCUCAACGGCAUCGACGUCUUCCGCCUCGACGACUUCGGCUUAA